AUGAGAAAAGAAACGCUACAGGAACAGGAAGUGAACCCAAACAUCACGUCCUUCUCACCCUCUCCCUCGCAAAACCAAAAAACCGCAGCCACACUCGUCAAACUCACCAAAGAGACCCCUAAGUCCACUCCGAAAGCCCUAAGCCCAAUUGCAGCCAAUCAGACACAUCCAGCCCCCUCGACCCUCCUCAAGCCUCCAACAGCCACGCUCAUCAAACUCACCAAAGAGACCCCUAAGCCCACUCCGAAAGCCCUAAACCCAACUGCAGCCAAUCAGACACAUCCAGCCCCCUCGACCCCCCUCAAGCCUCCAACAGCCACGACGUUUCGUCAUAACUCACCAAAGAGACCCCUAAAACCCACUCCGAAAGCCCUACGCCACUGGCCAAAGCCAAUCAGACACAUCCAGCCCCUUGAUCCCUCUCAACAGAGCCUCCAACACCAUGCUCGUCAAACUCACUCAAAGAGACCCAUAAGCCCCACUCCGACAGCCCUAAGAAGCCCAAUUGCAGCCAAUCAGACACACCUCCAUCCCCUCGACCCCCCUCAAGCCUCCAACAGCCACGCUCGUCAAAAACGUCUCAAAGAGAACCCCCUAAAACCUACUCCGAAAGCCCUACGCCCACUGCAGCCAAUCAGACACAUCCAGCCCCUUCGAACCCCCCUCAAGCCUCCAACAGCCACGUUUCGUCAAACUCACCAAAAGAGCCCCCUAAGCCCCUAGCCCACUCCGAAAGAAGCCCUAAGCCCACUGCAACAGCCAAUCAGACACAUCCACCAGCCUCCAGCCCCCCCCCCCUCGACCCCCCUCAAACCCCCCUCAGCCCCCUCGACCCUUCCUCAAGCCUCCAACAGCCCCGCUCAUCAAACUCACCAAAGAGACCCCCUAAGCCCACUCCGAAAGCCCCUAAACCCCAACUCAGCCAAUCAGACACAUCCAGCCCCCCUCGACCCCCUCAAGCCUCCAACAGCCACGCUCGUCAAACUCAUCAAAGAGACCCCUAAGCCCACUCCGAAAGCCCUAAGCCCAACUGCAGCCAAUCAGACACAUCCAGCCCCCUCGACCCCCCUCAAGCCUCCAACAGCCACGCUUGUCAAACUCACCAAAGAGACCCCUAAACCCACUCCGAAAGCCCUAAGCCUAACUGCAGCCAAUCAGACACAUCCAGUCCCCUCGACCCCCCUCAAGCCUCCAACAGCCAAGCUCGUCAAACUCACCAAAGAGACCCCUAAACCCACUCCGAAAGCCCUAAGCCCAACUGCAGCCAAUCAGACACAUCCAGCCCCCUCGACCCCCCUCAAGCCUCCAACAGCCACGUUCGUCAAACUCAUCAAAGAGACCCCUAAGCCCACUCCGAAAGCCCUAAGCCCAACUGCAGCCAAUCAGACACAUCCAGCCCCCUCGACCCCCCUCAAGCCUCCAACAGCCAAGCUCGUCAAACUCACCAAAGAGACCCCUAAGCCCACUCCGAAAGUCCCUAAGCCCAACCGAAGCCAAUCAGAUUCUCCCAGCCCCUUCGACCCCCCUCAAGCCUCCCUAAAGCCAGCGGUCCAAAGACCACCACCAAAAACAAACCCUCCCCCACACCGUCCACACCCCAACCCCAUCAAAGUGCUCAUCACUUCUGACUCUGGCUGCAUCAGCAAGGACACCCAGAGUGACGUUAGCAACCGCACCAAGGAGCAGCCCCAGCCCCAGACCCAGACCCAUGAGCUGAAGCUGAAGCCUGGCUCACCUCUAAUCCUGACCCACCGCAUCAGUCUGGUUCCUACCUCCUGCACCGGGGGAUGUGUGGCCGAGAUGGCAGCACUGAAAGGACGCGUUGGCAGGCUGGAGAAAGAGAUGUCCCUCAUGAAGAGUAAAUGUACGACUGGUCUUAUUUAGUUACACAUAACCGUAACCUCCUAGUUGCAAACCUCAUGAAAGAUUGUCCAUGAGGCUAGUUUGAAUGAAAUCCAGAAUAGUUCACAUUUGAUCUUUCGAUGUUUGCCCUGUCUGGUUUCAUACUGUAUACUCUCUUCCCUUUCCUACCAGGUGCUUCCUGCUCCAAAGGCCCCUGUCCCAAUGACUGCAGUGCGAAUGGGAAAUGUGAGAAGGGAAAGUGCGUCUGCCUCCCAGGGUUCCUUGGUCCAGACUGCACUAAAAGUCAGUUACUGUGGCUUCUUCAUCUGAUCUGACUUGUCUUCUUUGAUCUGAUUUUAUUUAUUGCAAUUCAGCUAGAGACAUACUAGCACCUCAUAAUCUAAGGUUCACUUCCAGUAGCUACACAAGCACACCACUUAGAAUGCAUGCCCAAUAUAAACUCAGCAAACAAAGAAACAUUCCCUUUUUCAGGAACCUGUCUUUCAAAGAUAAUUCGUAAAAAUCCAAAUAACUUCACAGAUCUUUAUUGUAAAGGGUUUAAACACUGUUUCCCAUGAUUGUUCAAUGAACCAUAAACAAUUAAUGAAUAUGCACCUGUGGAACGGUCGUUAAGACACUAACAGCUUACAGACGUUAGGCAAUUAAGGUCACAGUUAUCAAAACUUAGGACACUAAAGAGGCCUUUCUACUGACUCUGAAAAACACCAAAAGAAAGAUGCCCAGGGUCCCUGCUCAUCUGCGUGAACGUGCGUAGGCAAGCUGCAAACAGGCAUGAGGACUGCAGAUGUGGCCAGGGCAAUAAAUUGCAAUGUCCGUACUGUGAGACGCCUAAGACAGCGCUACAGGGAGACAGGACGGACAGCUGAUCGUCCUCGCAGUGGCAGACCACGUGUAACAACACCUGCACAGGAUCGGUACAUCUGAACAGCACACCUGCGGGACAGGUACAGGAUGGCAACAACAACUGCCCGAGUUACACAAGGAAAGCACAAUCCCUCCUAUCAGUGCUCAGACUGUCCGCAAUAGGCUGAGAGAGGCUGGACUGAGGGCUUGUAGGCCUGUUGUAAGGCAGGUCCUCACCAGACAUCACCAGCAACAAUGUCGCCUAUGGGCACAAACCCACCGUCGAUGGACCAGACAGGACUGGCAAAAAGUGCUCUUCACUGACGAGUCGCGGUUUUGUCUCACCAGGGGUGAUGGUCAGAUUCGCGUUUAUCGUCGAAGGAAUGAGCGUUACAUCGAGGCCUGUACUCUGGAGCGGGAUCAAUUUGCAGGUGGAGGGUCCGUCAUGGUCUGGGGCGGUGUGUCACAGCAUCAUCGGACUGAGCUUGCUGUCAAUGCAGGCAAUCUCAAGGCAGUGCGUUACAGGGAAGACAUCCUCCUACCUUAUGUGGUACCCUUCCUGCAGGCUCAUCCUGACAUGACACCUCCAGCAUGACAAUGCCACCAGCCAUACUGCUUGUUCUGUGCGUGAUUUCCUGCAAGACAGGAAUGUCAGUGUUCUGCCAUGGCCAGCGAAGAGCCCGGAUCUCAAUCCCAAUGAGCACGUCUGGGACCUGUUGGAUCGGAGGGUGAGGGCUAGGGCCAUUCCCCCCAGAAAUGUCUGGGAACUUGCAGGUGCCUUGGUGGAAGAGUGGGGUAACAUCUCACAGCAGGAACUGGCAAAUCUGGUGCAGUCCAUGAGGAGGAGAUGCACUGCAGUACUUAAUGCACCAGAUACUGACUGUUACUUUUUUGACCCCCCCUUUGUUCAGGGACACAUUAUUCUAUUUAUGUUAGUCACAUGUCUGUGGAACUUGUUCAGUUUAUGUCUCAGUUGUUGAAUGUUGUUAUGUUCAUACAAAUAUUUACACGUUAGAUUUGCUGAAAAUAAACACAGUUGACAGUGAGAGGACAUUCAUUUUUUUGCUGAGUUUACAUUGCUUCAUUCUAAGUGGUAUGCUAGUGUGGUUAUUGGAACAACUCUUUUUUUCUCUAAUCUCCAGAAGGUACCAAAGACAAAAUCCAGAUAACAGCGGAGACGGUGGCGUUGAAGGUAUCACCUGAGAGCAAUGCUAUCAAGGAGAGUCUGCAGGGGAAGAAGACCAUAGCAGACCAAACCAUCUUCCAGAAGAAAACGGAGCAAAAGAAACCUACAGCCGCCAAAGAGGGUGGUGACAUCAAAAGCAAAACGAAAGUGACCACAAGUGUAAAAACAGGCCUCACCAAGACACCAGCCAAACAGGGGGUUACUGUCACUAAAACCAAAAAAAAGUCUCCACCCGCUCCAAUGCUACCAAGAUUGGACUGGUCCGACCAACCGUCGGACAGGUUCUGUUGAAACACCAUGGAGGAAGAAAGCAAGAGAGCAAAGGCAAAACGACAGUUCUAAAGAAGCAGUCCAAACCUGACCUGAAGUUGAAAGCAACAGUUAAGGAAGAAUCUGCAGGUAAAGCCAAAUGCUAAAGCUGGCAACCUCCAAGACCAGCCACAAGCCAAUGUCACCCUAAGCACUGUGAAGACGUCUGUGAACAAAACCCGGUCAGGAAAAGAGACUCUGGAGCAGUCGACGUUGGCUGAGAAGAAUGUGACUCUAACAUCUGGAAAGAAAACAGUGAAAAAGGUGAAAUUAGUUCAGGGGACUAUGAACAUUACAAAGGUGUCAUUGGCUAUUGAUAGCACUAAGGCUGGGACGGGCAAGAUCACCCUUACAAAGGGCAAUAAGACAGAGGCUGACAUCUCCUCAGGCACAUCUAAAACUACUGUGAAGACAGGCUCAGGCAAAGGGAAGCCAGUCCCACACAAGAGUCAGUAUCUUGUGAACGUGACCACUGUGGAGACCACCUCUGAAGUCAAAGUCCUCAGCAACAGGACAACAAUAAUCCAGUGUUUCAAAGACACCACCAAGAAAGCAGGAACAGGAGUCGGCAGCGGACUUGGCUCUGUGAAGGUUCAGAACAUCACCACGUACGGCUUCACCCUCACAUGGUCGGCCCCGACAGCCAUGUUCAAGAACUUCACCUUGUCCAGAAGAGAGCACAGGGCCGAGGGCGAGGAAGAGGAGGAGGAAGAGGCGGAGGAGGCAGCUGCUGUUGGGGGAGAGGACAGAGUAGCCGCAGUCGUCAACACCACCAUUGAGAUCCAAAAACAGAGUGAGAGCACUAAUGGAACCAUCACUUUCCCCACUAAAGCUCCCGGUAGCUCCAGAGGUAAAGCUCACACAAAGAGGGUUUCCAUUGUUCUCCCUGGCAGCGUUCGCUCUGUGGAGUUCAGUAACCUGCGACCUCAGACCCACUACUCCCUGCACAUAUUCGGCACCACUCCCGGAUCCCGCUCCAAGAUUCACAGAGUAACCGCCACGACAGGUAAUUAGGAGAACCAAACCCACAUAGAGACUUAUUCAUAAAAUCUGACCAUAACUUUUGAUGAAUAACCCCUAUAGUAAAUGUAUAUUUUCACUCAAUGUGUUUGUUCAUGUAUUGGAUAGUCUGCAUGUCUCUCUUUCAAUUUAAACUGUGGCUGCACUAAAUCAUCACUUGUCUCUAGACAGAAUAUCCCAUUGUAUCUAUAUUUUCUAUACUUCAAAUCUACUGUGACUUUAGUGACUUUUUAACCUUUUCCUUCACACUAAAGGGCAAUUCCACCACUUUUCAAACCUCAUUUUCAUUAUCUCCAGCAACAGUAUCUACAUAUGUGAAAACGGCGCAUUUCCACGUUUUGUAGAAAAAUAAUAUAAAGAACAAAAUUCUACCUGAUGUCAUCAUCAAAAGUUAAAACAUUUAAAAAACACUAUGACAUUCGCCGUGACGUGGGGAGCAAGAAAAUACCCUCCCUCUGGCUAGAAACUCGUUUUGAAAAUCGCAGUUUUUCUUACUUUUAAUUCAACCCUGUGAUGUCACAGAGAAGCAGUUUUUAGGACCGUUCUUCUUAUCUUUUUAACACACAGAUCAUAGAAACGCGCUGUUUUCACAUAUGUAGACAUUGGUGUGGUGCUGGAGAUAAUGAAUAUGAGGUUCCUUUAAAGAUCCUCUUCUGACCUCUCCACUUCCUUAUUCCUUUACUCCCCAUGCAGGGCCUGAGCCACCUACCGAGCUGCUGUUCAGUAACAUGACAGAGGCCUCUCUUUCUGUGUCCUGGUCCAAACCAAAGAGCACACUCUCCGGCUUCAAAAUCACAUACACUCACUCGGUCACGGGUAAGUUACUGGGGGGUAAGUUACGGGGGGGGGGGGGGGGGGGGACCCUACUGUAAGUGACAAGGUGAUGAAGCUUUGAACACUUAAGAAAAUAGUUUAUUCACAACCCUUUUGUCAGCUGUUCAGCCAAAAGACCUUCGUCCUCCCCAAACACUGACACUGUUUCAGUGUAAAUCAUAGCCGGUGUCCCAAAUGGCACACUAUUCCCUAUAUAAUGCACUACAUUUGACAUACAGGGAAUAGGGUGCCAUUUGGGACGCAGACAUGGUGCACAGGAGAGAGUGGUUCUGUGUCUGUCCCUCAUCAUGACAGGAGAGAGUGGUUCUGUGUCUGUCUCUCAUUAUGACAGGAGAGAGUGGUUCUGUUUCUGUCUCUCAUCAUGACAGGAGAGAGUGGUUCUGUGUCUGUCUCUCAUUAUGACAGGAGAGAGUGGUUCUGUUUCUGUCUCUCAUCAUGACAGGAGAGAGUGGUUCUGUGUCUGUCUCUCAUCAUGACAGGAGAGAGUGGUUCUGUGUCUGUCUCUAAUCAUGACUGGAGAGAGUGGUUCUGGUCUGUCUCUCAUCAUGACAGAAGAGAGUGGUUCUGUGUCUGUCUCUAAUCAUGACUGGAGAGAGUGGUUCUGUGUCUUUGUCUCAUCAUGACAGGAGAGAGUGGUUCUGUGUCUGUCUGUCUGUCUGUCAUGACAGGAGAGAGUGGUUCUGUGUCUGUCUCUCAUCAUGACAGGAGAGAGUGGUUCUGUGUCUGUCCCUCAUCAUGACAGGAGAGAGUGGUUCUGUGUCUGUCAUCAUGACAGGAGAGAGUGGUUCUGUGUCUGUCUCUCAUUAUGACAGGAGAGAGUGGUUCUGUGUCUGUCUCUCAUCAUGACAGGAGAGAGUGGUUCUGUGUCUGUUUCUCAUCAUGACAGGAGAGAGUGGUUCUGUUUCUGUCUCUCAUCAUGACAGGAGAGAGUGGUUCUGUGUCUGUCUCUCAUUAUGACAGGAGAGAGUGGUUCUGUGUCUGUCUCUAAUCAUGACAGGAGAGAGUGGUUCUGGUCUGUCUCUCAUCAUGACAGAAGAGAGUGGUUCUGUGUCUGUCUCUCAUCAUGACAGAAGAGAGUGGUUCUGUGUCUGUCUCUCAUCAUGACAGGAGAGAGUGGUUCUGUGUCUGUUUCUCGUCAUGACAGGAGAGAGUGGUUCAGUUUCUGUCUCUCAUCAUGACAGGAGAGAGUGGUUCUGUGUCUGUCUCUCAUUAUGACAGGAGAGAGUGGUUCUGUGUCUGUCUCUAAUCAUGACAGGAGAGAGUGGUUCUGGUCUGUCUCUCAUCAUGACAGAAGAGAGUGGUUCUGUGUCCUGUCUCUCAUCAUGACAGAAGAGAGUGGGUUCUGUGUCUGUCUCUCAUCAUGACAGGAGAGAGUGGUAUGUGUCUGUCUCUCAUCAUGACAGGAGAGAGUGGUUCUGUGUCUGUCUCUAAUCAUGACUGGAGAGAGUGGUUCUGGUCUGUCUCUCAUCAUGACAGAAGAGAGUGGUUCUGUGUCUGUCUCUAAUCAUGACUGGAGAGAGUGGUUCUGUGUCUUUGUCUCAUCAUGACAGGAGAGAGUGGUUCUGUGUCUGUCUGUCUGUCUGUCAUGACAGGAGAGAGUGGUUCUGUGUCUGUCUCUCAUCAUACAGGAGAGAGUGGUUCUGUGUCUGUCUCUCAUCAUGACAGGAGAGAGUGGUUCUGUGUCUGUCUCUCAUCAUGACAGGAGAGAGUGGUUCUGUGUCUGUCCCUCAUCAUGACAGGAGAGAGUGGUUCUGUGUCUGUCUCUCAUCAUGACAGGAGAGAGUGGUUCUGUGUCUGUCUCACAUCAUGACAGGAGAGAGUGGUUCUGUGUCUGUCUCUCAUCAUGACAGACAGAGUGGUUCUGUGUCUGUCUCUCAUCAUGACAGGAGAGAGUGGAUCUGUGUCUGUCUCUCAUCAUGACAGGAGAGAGUGGUUCUGUGUCUGUCUCUCAUCAUGACAAGAGAGAGUGGAUCUGUUUUCUGUCUCUUAUCAUGACAGGAGAGAGUGGUUCUGUGUCUGUCUCUCAUUAUGACAGGAGAGAGUGGUUCUGUGUCUGUCUCUAAUCAUGACAGGAGAGAGUGGUUCUGGUCUGUCUCUCAUCAUGACAGAAGAGAGUGGUUCUGUGUCUGUCUCUCAUCAUGACAGAAGAGAGUGGUUCUGUGUCUGUCUCUCAUCAUGACAGGAGAGAGUGGUUCUGUGUCUGUCUCUCAUCAUGACAGGAGAGAGUGGUUCUGUGUCUGUCUCUAAUCAUGACUGGAGAGAGUGGUUCUGGUCUGUCUCUAAUCAUGACUGGAGAGAGUGGUUCUGUGUCUUUGUCUCAUCAUGACAGGAGAGGGUGGUUCUGUGUCUGUCUGUCUGUCUGUCUGUCUGUCAUGACAGGAGAGAGUGGUUCUGUGUCUGUCUCUCAUCAUGACAGGAGAGAGUGGUUCUGUGUCUGUCCCUCAUCAUGACAGGAGAGAGUGGUUCUGUGUCUGUCAUCAUGACAGGAGAGAGUGGUUCUGUGUCUGUCUCUCAUCAUGACAGGAGAGAGUGGUUCUGUGUCUGUCUCUCAUUAUGACAGGAGAGAGUGGUUCUGUGUCUGUCUCUCAUCAUGACAGGAGAGAGUGGUUCUGUGUCUGUUUCUCAUCAUGACAGGAGAGAGUGGUUCUGUUUCUGUCUCUCAUCAUGACAGGAGAGAGUGGUUCUGUGUCUGUCUCUCAUCAUGACAGGAGAGAGUGGUUCUGUGUCUGUCUCUAAUCAUGACUGGAGAGAGUGGUUCUGGUCUGUCUCUCAUCAUGACAGAAGAGAGUGGUUCUGUGUCUGUCUCUAAUCAUGACUGGAGAGAGUGGUUCUGUGUCUUUGUCUCAUCAUGACAGGAGAGAGUGGUUCUGUGUCUGUCUGUCUGUCUGUCAUGACAGGAGAGAGUGGUUCUGUGUCUGUCUCUCAUCAUGACAGGAGAGAGUGGUUCUGUGUCUGUCUCUCAUCAUGACAGGAGAGAGUGGUUCUGUGUCUGUCUCUCAUCAUGACAGGAGAGAGUGGUUCUGUGUCUGUCUCUCAUCAUGACAGGAGAGAGUGGUUCUGUGUCUGUCUCACAUCAUGACAGGAGAGAGUGGUUCUGUGUCUGUCUCUCAUCAUGACAGACAGAGUGGUUCUGUGUCUGUCUCUCAUCAUGACAGGAGAGAGUGGAUCUGUGUCUGUCUCUCAUCAUGACAGGAGAGAGUGGUUCUGUGUCUGUCUCUCAUCAUGACAGGAGAGAGUCGUUCUGUGUCUGUCUGUCAUGACAGGAGAGAGUGGUUCUGUGUCUGUCUCUCAUCAUGACAAGAGAGAGUGGUUCUGUGUCUGUCUCUCAUCAUGAGAGGAGAGAGUGGUUCUGUGUAUGUCCCUCAUCAUGACAGGAGAGAGUGGUUCUGUGUCUGUCUGUCAUGACAGGAGAGAGUGGUUCUGUGUCUGUCUCUCAUCAUGACAAGAGAGAGUGGUUCUGUGUCUGUCUCUCAUCAUGACAGGAGAGAGUGGUUCUGUGUCUGUCUCUCAUCAUGACAGGAGAGAGUGGUUCUGUGUCUGUUUCUCGUCAUGACAGGAGAGAGUGGUUCUGUGUCUGUCCCUCAUCAUGACAGGAGAGAGUGGUUCUGUGUCUGUCAUCAUGACAGGAGAGAGUGGUUCUGUGUCUGUCUCUCAUCAUGACAGGAGAGAGUGGUUCUGUGUCUGUCUCUCAUUAUGACAGGAGAGAGUGGUUCUGUGUCUGUCUCUCAUCAUGACAGGAGAGAGUGGUUCUGUGUCUGUUUCUCGUCAUGACAGGAGAGAGUGGUUCUGUUUCUGUCUCUCAUCAUGACAGGAGAGAGUGGUUCUGUGUCUGUCUCUCAUUAUGACAGGAGAGAGUGGUUCUGUGUCUGUCUCUAAUCAUGACAGGAGAGAGUGGUUCUGGUCUGUCUCUCAUCAUGACAGAAGAGAGUGGUUCUGUGUCUGUCUCUCAUCAUGACAGAAGAGAGUGGUUCUGUGUCUGUCUCACAUCAUGACAGGAGAGAGUGGUUCUGUGUCUGUCUCUCAUCAUGACAGACAGAGUGGUUCUGUGUCUGUCUCUCAUCAUGACAGGAGAGAGUGGAUCUGUGUCUGUCUCUCAUCAUGACAGGAGAGAGUGGUUCUGUGUCUGUCUCUCAUCAUGACAGGAGAGAGUGGUUCUGUGUCUGUCUGUCAUGACAGGAGAGAGUGGUUCUGUGUCUGUCUCUCAUCAUGACAAGAGAGAGUGGUUCUGUGUCUGUCUCUCAUCAUGAGAGGAGAGAGUGGUUCUGUGUAUGUCCCUCAUCAUGACAGGAGAGAGUGGUUCUGUGUCUGUCUGUCAUGACAGGAGAGAGUGGUUCUGUGUCUGUCUCUCAUCAUGACAAGAGAGAGUGGUUCUGUGUCUGUCUCUCAUCAUGACAAGAGAGAGUGGUUCUGUGUAUGUCCCUCAUCAUGACAGGAGAGAGUGGUUCUGUGUCUGUCUGUCAUGACAGGAGAGAGAUGUUCUGUGUCUGUCUCUCAUCAUGACAGGAGAGAGUGGUUCUGUGUCUGUCUCUCAUCAUGAGAGGAGAGAGUGGUUCUGUGUCUGUCUCUAAUCAUGACAGGAGAGAGUGGUUCUGUGUCUGUCUCUCAUCAUGACAGGAGAGAGUGGUUCUGUGUCUGUCUCUCAUCAUGACAGGAGAGAGUGGUUCUGUGUCUGUCUCUCAUCAUGACAGGAGAGAGUGGUUCUGUGUCUGUCUGUCAUCAUGACAGGAGAUAGUGGUUCUGUGUCUGUCUGUCAUCAUGACAGGAGAGAGUGGUUCUGUGUCUGUCUCUAAUCAUGACUGGAGAGAGUGGUUCUGUGUCUUUGUCUCAUCAUGACAUGAGAGAGUGGUUCUGUGUCUGUCUGUCUGUCAUGACAGGAGAGAGUGGUUCUGUGUCUGUCUCUCAUCAUGACAGGAGAGAGUGGUUCUGUGUCUGUCUCUCAUCAUGACAGGAGAGUGGAUAUGUGUCUGUCUCUCAUCAUGACAGGAGAGAGUGGUUCUGUGUCUGUCUGUCAUGACAGGAGAGAGUGGUUCUGUGUCUGUCUCUCAUCAUGACAGGAGAGAGUGGUUCUGUGUCUGUCCCUCAUCAUGACAGGAGAGAGUGGUUCUGUGUCUGUCUCUCAUCAUGACAGGAGAGAGUAGUUCUGUGUCUGUCUCUCAUCAUGACAGGAGAGAGUGGUUCUGUGUCUGUCUCUCAUCAUGACAAGAGAGAGUGGUUCUGUGUAUGUCCCUCAUCAUGACAGGAGAGAGUGGUUCUGUGUCUGUCUCUAAUCAUGACUGGAGAGAGUGGUUCUGUGUCUUUGUCUCAUCAUGACAGGAGAUAGUGGUUCUGUGUCUGUCUGUCUGUCUGUCAUGACAGGAGAGAGUGGUUCUGUGUCUGUCUCUCAUCAUGACAGGAGAGAGUGGUUCUGUGUCUGUCUCUAAUCAUGACUGGAGAGAGUGGUUCUGUGUCUUUGUCUCAUCAUGACAGGAGAGAGUGGUUCUGUGUCUGUCUGUCUGUCAUGACAGGAGAGAGUGGUUCUGUGUCUGUCUCUCAUCAUGACAGGAGAGAGUGGAUCUGUGUCUGUCUCUCAUCGUGACAGGAGAGAGUGGUUCUGUGUCUGUCUGUCAUGACAGGGGAGAGUGGUUCUGUGUCUCUCAUCCUGACAGGAGAGAAUGGUUCUGUGUCUGUCUCUAAUCAUGACAGGAGAGAGUGGUUCUGUGUCUGUCACUCAUCAUGACAGGAGAGAGUGGUUCUAUGUCUGUCUCUCAUCAUGACAGGAGAGAGUGGUUCUGUGUCUCUCUCUCAUCAUGACAGGAGAGAGUGGUUCUGUGUCUGUCUCUCAUCAUGACAGGAGAGAGUGGUUCUGUGUCUGUCCCUCAUCAUGACAGGAGAGAGUGGUUCUGUGUCUGUCUCUCAUCAUGACAGGAGAGAGUGGUUCUGUGUCUGUCUCUAAUCAUGACAGGAGAGAGUGGUUCUGUGUCUGUCUCUCAUCAUGACAGGAGAGAGUGGUUCUGCGUCUGUCUCUCAUCAUGACAGGAGAGAAUGGCUCUGUGUCUGUCUGUCAUCAUGACAGGAGAGAGUGGUUCUGUGUCUGUCUCUCAUCCUGACAGGAGAGAGUGGUUCUGUGUCUGUCUCUAAUCAUGACAGGAGAGAAUGGCUCUGUGUCUGUCUGUCAUCAUGACAAGAGAGAGUGGUUCUGUGUCUGUCUCUAAUCAUGACAGGAGAGAAUGGCUCUGUGUCUGUCCCUCAUCAUGACAGGAGAGAGUGGUUCUGUGUCUGUCUCUCAUCCUGAUAGGAGAGAGUGGUUCUGUGUCUGUGGAUUCCCUGCAGUCCCAGGUGUCUCUGUCCAAGCUGUCCUCAGGGGCCACUUAUGAGGUCAGUGUGAUGUCCACCAUGGGGAAGAGAGAGAGUGAUCCCCUCACUGCCAUCAUCACCACAGGUACUGCACACUUACCUAGAUCACCAUUACAGUACAUCAUCAUGCAUUCUGCUUUGGACGUGUAGUGCAAAAUGAUCUAGAGUGCAUUUGCCUUUUUUUUACCCACAGUUUCAGUUGUCUUGCUCUGCAAUAUGACAACAAUUAAGUAUUUUAAAACAUGACAUAAAGGCAUCUUUUUUUUUCUUCAAAAUUCAUGAUGUACACCACAUUGUUUUUGGACUGCAGUGCCUGCCCCUCCAACCGUUCUCCAAGCAAUUAACAUAACAGACACCAAGGCAGUGCUGCAAUGGACCCCCGCCAUGGGAAAAGUAGACCUUUUCAUCCUCAGUUAUGAGUCUGCAAAAAGUGAGUGUGGUAUCAUUUCCUGAUGAAAAGAUAUAGUAAACAUAUAUACAGUAGUAUAACUAGUGGAGGCUGCUGAGGGGAGGACUGCACAUAAUAAUGGCUGGAACGGCGCAAAUGGAAUGGCAUCAAACACAUAGAAACCAUGUGUUUGAUACCAUUCCACUCAUUCCGCUCCAUCCAUUACCACGAGCCCGUCCUCCCCAAUUAAGGUGCCACCAACCUCCUAAGGUAUAUACAUACCAUGUACCAUAGCUAGUAUAACUACACCUGUACGAUGUACUGCAUACUGCUCUAUUCCCGUUCCAAGCUGUGAUUUAGUCUAAGUUGUGUUCCCUGUCCCUCCUCCCUCGUCUCUCCCACAGCUCCUAAUGUAACAGUGACAGUGAUGGUGUCUGGUAACUCAGUAGAGCACCAGCUGAGAGGGCUGCAGAGAGCCACCCUGUACACAGUCAAAGCCCUGAGCCAGAAAGACAGCCUGCAGAGCACAGCCAUCACUACCACCUUCACAACUGCCAGUGGUGAGUACAUAGGGGGAAAAACACACUGACAUGCAGAAAAUCACAUGUAACUACAGCAUAGAACCUCAAAGAUUUGAAGCUCAGAGAUACGGACUGACCGGUCAAAGUUACAAACAUUUCAGCGCGCCAAACGACCUCUAUUCCCGACAUGUUCAUAUUUCUGAGGUCAUAUUGUAUAUGGAAAAUAACCAGGACAGAAAGUACCUGUAUGUGUGAUGGUUUGUCCUUCAGCUGUAAAGGCCGGUGAGGUGGGCGCUCGUUCUGCUGUUGUAUCAUGGAAAGCCCCCAGUGUUGCAUUCAGUAACUAUAGAGUGACCUAUCAGACGGCAGGAGAGGAGGCCAAGGUGAGCUUUAUUCCUCGUAUGAUACUUGCUUGUACAUUCAUAUGUACUCAAUACCACAACUAUACUGCUACUACUGUAUAUAGUAUACCAAUGCUACAGAUGUAGGAUCUUAAUUUGAGCCAAUUUGCUACAGCAAGAAAAUAAUCCUGCCGCAACAGGAAAUGUGAAUUAUGUCUAUUAUAAUUAAUGGACAUUUUUAUAGGGGUUGAUACAUUUUUCGUAAGGGAAAAUCAAGCCUGAAAUUUUAAAGUGGAAAUUACAAACAUCAGAAGCCUUUUUAAACCUCAAAUACACUACAAUUUUAGAAUUUCUUAUCAAAUUAAGAUCCUGCAUCUGUAUACUAUGACUAGGUCCCAACUGACCAUAUUCCUAUAGUGCACUACUUUUGAACAGGACCCAUUGUCAAUAGUAGUACACUAUAUAGGAAAUAGGGCGCCAUUUAGGACACAUCCUAUAUGAGGUGAAACAACAGUACAUGAGGUAAAACAGUAAAAAAAAAAAAAAAAAAGCUGUUUCUCUGGUCCUCUGUCUUCCCAGGAGGUGAUUCUGGACUCCACGGUGACGGAGUACAAGCUGACUGGACUGUUCUCUAUGUCUAAGUACACGGUGCUGGUACAGGGAGAGAGAGAGGGACAGUACACAUCUAUUGUCACCACUGAGUUUAUCACAGGUAGGUGUUACAGACCAGCAGUGAAUUUCAAAAAGUAACUUUCCACAUUAAUCUCUCCAUUUCAUCAACUCAACGUACUGAGUUGACAUAACUUAACAUUUUAAGGCAGCGGGGUUAUUUAUCUUUUACAGAGAAUAUAGUACUUGUAUAGUAAUUGUGUCCCCUUGUCUCAGGAAAACUGCGCUUCCCGUUCCCCACGGAGUGUUCCCAGGAGCUGCUGAAUGGCGUGCUCCAGUCAGGAGAGGUGGAUCUAUACCCAGAGGGCAAGGAAGGGAAGACAGUCAGAGUCUACUGUGACAUGGAGACUGAGGGAGGCGGCUGGACGGUAAGAUACAUUCUCUCUCUCUCUCUCUCUCUCUCUCUCUCUCUCUCUCUCUCUCUCUCUCUCUCUCUCUCUCUCUCUCUCUCUCUCUCUCUCUCUCUCUCUCUCUCUCUCUGGUUUGAAUGGGAUUGAAUCAUCAGCUGAAUUUUAUUGGACAUAGUACGUGGGGGAAUGGUAGAAUGGCUAUAAAUGUGCACAUUUAUUUUCUAUGGUCAGUUUUCCAAUAUGAGCUUUGUGAAUGUCUUGCUUACUGUAGGUGUUCCAGAGGAGAAUGAACGGGAAGGCAGAUUUCUACAGAACCUGGAGUGACUACACCAACGGCUUUGGAAACCUCAGCGAGGAGUUCUGGCUCGGUAAGGUUUGGCUCAAUGCUGCUGAUCCACUCAAAGUCCUCAGAAAAGGACAAACAGGAAAGCGCAGAACUGUAGUUCAGGGUUGGGGUCAGUUCUAUUAGAAUUUCAGUAAAUUCAGGAAGUAAACAUAAAUUCCUCUUCCAAUUUUCUUUAAUGUUUCUCUAUGAGAAAAAUUUGAAAGGAAUUUCUGUCUACUUGACUGAAUAGAGGACAUGCAUAAAGAUUGCGGCCCCCAUGUACUUACCACAAAUGCCUAAUUUGCUAAGUUCGCCAUAUUAUCCCAGUGGUUUCCAUUAUUCUUGUUUGGUAUCUGUAUUAGCGUCAGUAAACUUGAUCCCAAUUCUAGCUCCAAGACAGCGGCAAUUUGGGGAAAAAUCCCAGGAAAAAGUAGAUUGUGCUGAUUAACUGGCACAUUGAGCCAUGUCGCGCCACGUAGUUUAAAAACUCUGUGGGUAAUGCUAAAACAAUGACGGCAUAUCUGAAUUCCUCCUUCUUUAUGCACCCUCGCUAUUGAAAUGGAAUUGACCCCAGCCCUGCUAAGUGCAUCAAAAGGGAGGCUACUACCAAAGCUUACAGUAUGUACUCUACAGCUCACAGUUUGAACAUACAGUAUAUGUUUUAAAUAAUGUCCUAAUCUUCUCUCUCUAUUUUUAAUCCAUCCAUCCAGGUAAUGAGCUGCUUCACAACCUGACCAGCAUGGGCCCAGUGACCCUGAGAGUGGACCUAGGUUCAGGCAAUGAUACGGCCUAUGCCCACUACUCCAGCUUCACCAUCGACUCAGAGGCCAAACACUACGCCAUCGAGGUGUCUGGCUACACUGGCACUGCAGGUAAGAGGGGAGGGAUGGAGGGGAAACAGAAGACUGAUGAGAAAGGAAAAUAAUUUCCAUGUACACUAGCCAAGAUAGAAUGUGAGGACAGAACCUAGCAAAGCAGGUGCUUAAGGUUGAGGAACCAAAACUCAAAUAGGCUCACAAACAAAUAUUCAAUUUGAGGUCAAUCACCUUCACAUAAGUCACAUUUUCACUAAAGUGAAAUUUUGUCUAAAGUGGAAGGUAGGAUUCGGCCCUCCCUCUACAAAUCCUGAAUGAUCCUUCUUUCUUUAUUCCCCAACACGUCUAUAAGGUGACUCCAUGAGAUACCACAACGGGCGCCCAUUCUCCACCAGAGACAAGGAACCCCACCCCCUGGGCAUCCACUGUGCCAGGGCCUACAUGGGCGGCUGGUGGUACAAAAACUGUUACAAGACCAACCUCAACGGCCUCUAUGGCACCAACAGCAACAACCAGGUACGACUAGUAUCAGUAUCAUCCCACUAAGUGCUUCUCUCGUCAACUCUCAUUGCUUUGACAUUUUGAUUAUAAACACUGCACCACAUCUUGAGUGUUUCAAUUUUAACCAUAGAGAAUGAUAGAGGACUCUUCUUUGUGUCUGUCCAAUUAUGGUGUCUGUGAGCGCACGGGCAGCACCGUUGAGGCCAUCUCCAUUUUGAAGUGGUCCAUUUUCUUAUUCUACUACUUAUAUGAGUUGGUAAACAAACUGAAAGGGUGCAUACUGCCACCUGGAGUGUGUUGUUUGAACUGGCGUAAAGCCAAGGUUGACGAUUUACUGCGACCUGCAGUUAUGGAAUGUUUGCUCACGUAUAAUUCAUUGGCUGAUCUUUCCUGAUGACCCAGAUGGAAUUAUGUGAUCCUUCAUUAACCCAUAGGAAGUCCCACCCAGUUGACUACUUCAAAAUGGUGACAUUUCUCAAAGGCGCUGCCCCAUGCUAAAACAGGCUUUUUGGCAUUAGUCCUCUAUCUAUCUCUAUGAUUUGAACAGACUUCUUAUUUGAAGUUGUAUUAACUCCUAUCAACUCCUAUCAACUAAUGUAACUGAAUUUAAGUUUUGUCAACUCAACUUAAUCUACUAAAUUAACGUAACCUAACAUUUUAAGGCAGCACAGUGUUUUAUCUUUUUAAGUUAAAUAAACAACAAAAAAACGUUUUUUUCUGUCAACUGUGACUUAACUGCAUGUGCUGUGUUACAGGGUGUGGUGUGGAUAGACUGGAAAGGCAAAGACUCGUCCAUUCCCUUUACUGAGAUGAAGUUCAGACCGGCCGGGUUCUCUGUUACAACCCACGGCUAAGACUGUCCUCUGACUCGCCCACCCCUAAAACCCUUCCUUUGAGAAACAGAGAAAUGGAGCGCCAAGAGACCAUAAACGUGUGGAUGGCACACUUCCUGCAUCUCAAAUUCUGCCUCACCUUGCAUGUCCAGUGGUCCUAACAGCCGUCACGACAGACAGCUUAUCAGUCUGUACUUGUACUGUACAUUGCAGUGCACCAGGCUCCUGCUCUGUACCUUUAUCAUGCUGUCUCUCUCACUUGUACUAGUAGACAGAAAAUAUUUGUGAUUGCAGCAUUUUGUAUUGUACUGUUUUGUUUUAUGACCCAACUCUUACCGUCUCAAACUCAAUGAUUGUUCUACUGUUUGACCCCAAAGCAUCUCUAACUGAUGCACAUGACACAGGUAUUGUUCUGACCCCAA
Coregonus sp. 'balchen' is the source of this 17553-nucleotide messenger RNA. NCBI's taxonomy places the organism in Eukaryota, Metazoa, Chordata, Actinopteri, Salmoniformes, Salmonidae. The record is from the annotation of a GenBank genome assembly.